CAGUGGAGUGCCGGCGGGAAAUCAGAAUAAUUUGAAACACGAAUCGAAGUAGACGAAGUGAAUUCAGUGCGAACUGAAAAGUUUUUCGACGAGUUAUAUAUUGUUUAUUGUGAAAGAAGUAUCUACACUAAUUAAUAUUAAAAAUGCCAGCUAUCGGAAUUGAUUUGGGAACAACAUACUCAUGUGUUGGAGUAUGGCAACACGGAAACGUGGAGAUCAUCGCGAACGACCAGGGCAACCGUACCACACCAUCGUACGUCGCGUUCACGGACACAGAGCGUCUCAUCGGCGACGCAGCCAAGAACCAGGUCGCCUUGAAUCCUAACAACACCGUGUUCGACGCGAAGAGGCUGAUCGGGAGGAAAUUCGACGACCCCAAGAUUCAGCAGGACAUGAAGCACUGGCCCUUCAAAGUGAUCAACGACUGCGGCAAACCGAAAAUACAGAUCGAGUUCAAAGGUGAGACGAAACGAUUUGCACCAGAAGAAAUUAGCAGCAUGGUGCUGACAAAAAUGAAGGAGACGGCGGAAGCCUAUCUGGGAAGUACAGUGCGGGAUGCGGUAGUCACAGUUCCGGCAUACUUCAACGACUCCCAGCGUCAGGCCACCAAGGACGCCGGAGCCAUCGCAGGCCUGAACGUGCUCCGCAUCAUCAACGAGCCCACAGCCGCAGCGCUCGCGUACGGUCUCGACAAGAACCUCAAAGGUGAGAGAAAUGUUCUUAUCUUCGAUCUGGGUGGAGGAACCUUCGACGUGUCCGUUCUGACCAUCGACGAGGGAUCGUUGUUCGAAGUGAAGUCCACAGCCGGCGACACGCACCUGGGAGGCGAGGACUUCGAUAACCGACUAGUCAACCAUCUUGCGGAAGAGUUCAAGCGCAAGUACAAGAAGGAUCUGCGCCUGAACUCUCGCGCACUCCGACGCCUCCGCACGGCUGCUGAGCGCGCCAAGAGGACACUCUCAUCCAGCACCGAAGCCACCAUUGAGAUUGACGCUCUGUAUGAGGGCAUCGACUUCUACACGCGAGUCUCCCGCGCCCGCUUCGAGGAACUGAACGCGGACCUGUUCAGGGGAACUCUGGAACCCGUCGAGAAGGCACUCAAGGAUGCUAAACUCGACAAGAGUCAGAUCCACGACGUGGUCCUCGUCGGAGGCUCCACCCGCAUUCCGAAAGUACAAACUAUGCUCCAAAACUUCUUCUGUGGGAAGAAACUGAACCUAUCCAUCAAUCCGGACGAAGCCGUAGCCUACGGUGCAGCAGUCCAGGCAGCCAUCCUGAGCGGCGAGACCGACUCCAAGAUACAGGACGUCUUGUUGGUCGACGUGGCUCCUCUGUCUCUCGGUAUUGAGACAGCCGGCGGCGUGAUGACGAAGAUCAUCGAACGAAACUCAAAGAUUCCGUGCAAACAGUCUCAGACAUUCACGACGUAUUCAGACAAUCAGCCGGCCGUCACCAUCCAGGUGUACGAGGGAGAGAGAGCGAUGACAAAGGACAACAACCUUCUGGGCACGUUCGACCUCACGGGGAUCCCGCCCGCGCCGCGAGGAGUGCCCAAGAUCGACGUGACGUUCGACAUGGACGCUAACGGCAUCCUGAACGUGUCGGCCAAGGAGAACAGCACCGGCCGCAGCAAGAACAUCGUGAUCAAGAACGACAAGGGCCGUCUCUCGCAAGCGGAGAUCGAUCGCAUGCUGUCCGAGGCAGAGCGGUACAAGGAGGAAGACGAGAAGCAGAGACAGCGCGUGGCCGCUCGGAACCAGCUCGAAUCGUAUUUGUUCAGCGUGAAGCAGGCGCUCGACGAGGCCGGCGACAAACUGAGCGACGCGGACAAGAGCACGGCGCGCGACGCGUGUGACGAGGCGCUGCGGUGGCUGGACAACAACACUCUCGCUGACCAGGAUGAAUACGAGCACAAGCUGAAGGAUGUGCAGCGAGUGUGUUCGGCGGUCAUGAGCAAGAUGCACGGUGCGGCGCCCGGCGGUAUGCCAGGAGGAAUGCCGGGUGGCAUGCCAGGAGGAAUGCCGGGUGGCAUGCCAGGAGGAAUGCCGGGUGGCAUGCCAGGAGGAAUGCCAGGAGGAAUGCCGGGUGGCAUGCCAGGAGGUAUGCCGGGCGGUAUGCCAGGAUACAUGCCUGGUGGAAUGCCCGGUGGAUACCAAAUGCCAAGAAAUGAUGGACCCACUGUCGAAGAAGUUGAUUGAACCAGUUCGUACAAAUUUCAAACUCUAUGUGAACCAAAACAUGAUCUCUGAUAUUUUUAGUUGUAAGCUCUCCCCACCUUUAUACAAAUGUGAUAUUAAUUUAGGAAUUAUUUAUGUAUAAAAUAAACUGUUAAAUAUACAAUAAA
Bombyx mori (domestic silkworm) is the source of this 2344-nucleotide messenger RNA. RefSeq names its product heat shock protein 68. The coding region runs from base 144 to 2198 and encodes 684 amino acids. The transcript has a single exon. Gene Ontology annotation, cellular component: plasma membrane; cytoplasm; nucleus. The record is from RefSeq and is a predicted model, not a curated record. Gene Ontology annotation, molecular function: ATP-dependent protein folding chaperone; ATP binding. Lineage: Eukaryota; Metazoa; Arthropoda; Insecta; Lepidoptera; Bombycidae.